UAGUUUGGUCGCAGUCGUGAUCUCGAGAAGUUACUUUCGCGGUACGGUUUCCCCGGUUUUCCCGUGAAUUUCCCGACUCGUAGGGAAUCUCGUGUUUUCAGCUCUGUGACAAGAAACAGGAUGUCGAUGGCAGUGCACUAAAAUUCAAGGCUCGAGGGAGGACUCAAGUCUCUACUGAUUUGCAUCAUCAAGGAAUCUGCCGAGUUACACUCGUGGAUCAUGAAAAUGGUGUUGUCUCAACGUCAGAGGGAGGAGUUAAAUAAGGCGAUCGCAGACUACCUGAGCGCGAAUGGCUACCAGGAUGCGUUGGAAGCGUUUAAGAAGGAGGCUGAUAUGCCAGGUGAAGUUGAGCGCAAAUAUGGUGGUCUCCUCGAAAAGAAAUGGACCUCCGUAAUCCGACUACAGAAAAAGGUAAUGGAACUAGAAUCUAAACUUUCCGAGGCCGAGAAGGAAUUCAUCGAAGGAGCUCCAACCCGAGGAAAGAGAUCCUCUUCCGAGUGGAUUCCAAGGCCGCCCGAAAAAUUCUCUCUCACUGGCCAUAGAGCCACCAUUAACAGAGUCAUCUUUCAUCCCGUUUUCAGCCUCGUCGUCUCCGCCAGUGAAGAUGCCACAAUCAAGGUGUGGGAUUUUGAGAGUGGAGAGUUCGAGCGAACACUGAAAGGACACACGGACAGCGUACAGGAUAUCGCUUUCGACGCAACGGGAAAGCUGCUAGUCUCCUGUAGUUCUGACAUGUCGAUAAAGCUCUGGGAUUUCAGUCAAUCGUUCUCCUGCAUUAAGACAAUGCACGGCCACGAUCAUAAUGUGGCCUCGGUGACGUUUAUGCCCCAGGGUGACUUUAUCGUCAGUGCCUCGCGCGACAAGACUAUCAAGAUUUGGGAGGUCGCGACCGGCUACUGCGUGAAAACUCUCAUUGGACACAGAGAAUGGGUCAGGAUGGCGAGAAUCAGCCCCUGCGGAGAAUUAAUUGCGAGUUGCUCCAACGAUCAGACUGUCAGGAUCUGGUCUGUCGCCAACAAGGAAACAAAGGUGGAGCUUAGGGAUCACGAUCACGUGGUCGAGUGUAUCGCCUGGGCACCGGAUUGUGCGAGGGCGCCAAUAAAUGCGGCCGCUGGCGCUGAUAACAAAGGUGCACACGAAGGUCCUUUCCUCGCCUCUGGAUCUCGAGACAAAUCCAUCCGCGUUUGGGACGUGGGCGCAGGAGUCUGUCUUUUCACUCUAAUUGGACACGAUAACUGGGUUCGCAGUAUCGUUUUUCAUCCCGGCGGCAAAUUCAUCGUCAGCGCCUCCGACGAUAAAACGUUACGGGUAUGGGACAUCCGCAACAAACGGGCCAUGAAGACCCUCGAGGCUCAUGUACACUUUUGCACUUCUGUCGAUUUUCACAGAAGUCAUCCGUAUGUUGUGACCGGGAGCGUGGACCAGUCGAUAAAAGUUUGGGAGUGUCGCUAGUCAGCGGAUUUUCGAGUUUCCAAUCGAAAGUCACGAGAAGAAAAUUUUUCGAGUCUUCGCGCAACGCGAAAUUGGAAAAGAGACGCGUUUUUUUCCGGUUAGAAAUGGCCGAACGAGAGUAAGCUACUGCAAAAAAGCUAUCGUACAUAUAAAAAAUAUAAUUAUUAUAAUUAUUAUACACACCUAUACACGUACGGUUAAGAGCUCUUUAAUUAAUUUAUAAUAAAGUAUAAUUAGUAAUUAAUAUUAUACAUAUAAUGCAUAUAUACCGACAAAAAUAUUAUCGUUUCACGAUAACGGAUUACACUGGACUUCGAGACAAGAACACUUUUUUUUUUCUUUUUUUUUCUUUUUCUUUCCUUUUUGUUUCGCGAGGAUGUUUUCCCACCUCCGAAGCCAUUUUUUCUUCACCUCUGGAUUUGUUCCAAUCGUUGUAAAUAAUAUAUUAAAAAAAAAAAAAAAAAAAAAGAGAGAGAACACGACAAAACCAGCAAUCGACACUUUCGUAUUGUCGAAAACGUCCUCGACGAAUUUAAACAGGGGAAUUUUUCAAACUGAAAAUGUGACGUUGCAAUAUAUAAUCACUGCGGUGCAAUGAUUCUUAUUUAUACGGAAGCUAUAAUCUUAAUUUUGUACUCGGAAUCCUUGAAAAAAAAAAAAACUAAUCGAGAAUCGUUAAGGAAUUAAUGAGAAAGUUCUUUCUGACAUUAUUUAUACUUUGAAUAAUUCGAUUCGGAUUUUUCUCGGGGGAUUCGAGAUUCGUCGCAAUAAUAUCUGUAUUUCCUGUACAGGAUGGUAAUUUGUGGUUUCUGAACGAAAAAAAUAGGCAACGAGCGUUUUGUUAAUAAAAAUAUUUUUUUUUUUUCGUUACUUCUUUCUCUUUUUGGCAGAAAAGAGUUUGCAGAGGUUGGCAAAUCUGUAAUUUCAGGCCUCGUUCUUGUUCUUUUUUUUUCCUAAUUUGAAAUCUAUUUUACAUUCUCAUUUUCUUUUGAGUUUUCUCGGCGACGAUUAUUAUAAUAACGAGCUCCUCCCGUAUUUAAAACGAAGGUGACGUGAGAAGCUUUUUUGCAACAUUCACCAUCAGUCAGUACACGUGGGAACUACUUUGCCGACUAAUGAUAAAACUGCAAUCUUAUUAAACAACUGUUGGUAAAGUAGGAAUUAAAUCUGAUUUAUCUGCUGUUGAUGUUGCAGGCCUCUGCCUUAUCUACUGAUGGGAAAUUGUAAAUAAUUUAGUUUUGUAAUUAAUUUUUACGAGCUUGCAUUUUAACUUUGUUUCUUUCUCUCUCUCGCGCGUUUUUGUUUUCUUUUUGACAAUUUAGUUUUCGCGUUUUUUCAUCAUCGGCCACGAAUUAUGAAACACCCUGUAUAUAUCGAAGUACACACAAAAUAUGUACAUACACGCAUAUAUUGUAAGCGAAGAGAACGAAGUUGCAGAGAAGAGUUUCCGAUUUGCUUUUUUCAAGAGGCGCGCGUCUUGCAAUCUUUUCUCAAUCAAAUUUCGCAGGCAAAGUUGGGAGACUUUUUUCUUCUUUUCUUUCUUUCUUUUUUUUUUUAACCAGAUACAACCUUUUUCCGGACAAUCCUAGGAAUUUUCUGUUAUUUCGGGUGCUACUUGAAAAAGACUGAAACUCGAGACAUGUUUAAAAAUUGAGAUUUUUCGCUUUUUUUUUGUUUUUUUUUUUUUUUUUAAUUGAAAUUGGGAGAAUAAAAUAAAUAAAUUCAGGUAACAACUUUUGUGGUAAAAUCUGAUUAAGAAAGAUUUGAUCGCGCCUUGAAAAUAAAAUAUAAAAAAUAUUAAUAAGUACCCCCUAGCUGACUAGCAAAUGCAAAAUCUGUAGCCCGCUGCAACUGUAAACCUUAAAGAUUAAAAAAAACAACAAUUUGUUAAAUGUAUCGCGUACGCAUAUGCAAAGUGUAGUGCAUGUAGCUUUUUUCGAAUGGGGUCUGAGACGUAAGAUUUAGGUACACACAACUCUUAACUAGCGAUAGUCGCAUAAGUAGUGUGUAGAGAAC
Messenger RNA from Belonocnema kinseyi, 3468 nucleotides. RefSeq names its product lissencephaly-1 homolog (gene Lis-1). Gene Ontology annotation, cellular component: neuron projection; microtubule associated complex; kinetochore. The coding region runs from base 220 to 1452 and encodes 410 amino acids. The record is from RefSeq and is a predicted model, not a curated record. Gene Ontology annotation, biological process: nuclear migration; microtubule organizing center organization; germ cell development. The transcript has 7 exons. NCBI's taxonomy places the organism in Eukaryota, Metazoa, Arthropoda, Insecta, Hymenoptera, Cynipidae. Gene Ontology annotation, molecular function: dynein complex binding; microtubule plus-end binding.